Molecule: messenger RNA, 1125 nt
Organism: Pseudomassariella vexata
Lineage: Eukaryota; Fungi; Ascomycota; Sordariomycetes; Amphisphaeriales; Pseudomassariaceae
Product: protein-tyrosine phosphatase-like protein
Exons: 2
Coding region: 1-1125 (374 amino acids)
Biological process (GO): protein dephosphorylation
Cellular component (GO): nucleus
Molecular function (GO): protein tyrosine/serine/threonine phosphatase activity
Source: RefSeq, a predicted model, not a curated record
AUGGCGUUUUCUAAGGUACCCGGAAAGGAGGACCUGUACGUUGGCGGCAUAUUUGCCCUUCGGAAGCCCGAGACGUUCUUGGAGAAGAACUUCACAUCCGUGCUCUCCGUAAUCAAAUACUCAUUUGCUGGCUGGGGCGAGGAGGCCAAUCGCUUUCAGCAUAUGAGCAUUGACAUCGACGACAUGGAUGAUCAGGACCUAUUGGUGCAUUUGUCGUCCGCAGUUCGGUUCAUCGAGCGCGGACUUUAUCCGCCGGUAGCGCCUGAUGAGUCCACGUCGGGCCAGAAGCAACGUGUUGAUAUCAUCAAUGCUGGUCCGCAAUCGUCUCCAGGUUCUGUCUACGUGCAUUGUGCUAUGGGAAAGUCGCGCUCGGUUAGCUGUGUGGUAGCGUAUUUGCUAUGGAAACAUCCGCACCGCUUUGGUGGAAAGCAGACAGCUUCCUCCACUGCGUCUACUGCCCAGCGUCGUAAAAGUGCUGCUGACGCAGUAGAGAAGGCUGUGAAGUGGGUGCGCGAAGGCCGCCCCAUCGCAGAGCCAAAUCCGGGGUUCAUGCGCCAGCUGGAAUUAUGGUGGGAGAUGGGAUGUCCGGUAGACCACGACGGGGCAGUUGAGAGUCACCCAAUCUAUCAAAAGUGGCUCUACGAAACCAAACUAAAAGAGGCGCGGGAUCUCGGUAUGGCUCCUGAGGCCGACUGGAUCCGGUUUGUGGAUGAAGAAGCAGAAACUGAAAAGAACGAACCGAAGCCCGAGGUACCAGAAGAACCAAAAGGAGAGCUGAGAUGCAAGAAGUGCCGACGCAUCCUUGCAACCUCGAAAUUCGUGGUAGAGCAUCAAGGUACGGGGAACAAAGGAAGUUCGAAUGCACCGUGUCCUCACAUCUUUAUCGAGACGCUUUCGUGGAUGCGGCCGGCUCUUGAAGAUGGAGCGCUGGACGGGCGUCUCAACUGCCCAAACGCGAAAUGCGGUGCCACUGUCGGCAGGUUUGCUUGGCAAGGAUUUAAAUGUGCUUGCCGCGAGUGGAUAUGCCCUGCGUUUUCAUUGAACCGGGGCCGAGUCGAUGAGGUCGAUAUCCGACGCGGGGUCCUGGGAAUCCGUAAUCCCCCAGGCCGAAACGGCAGUUUGUGA